Molecule: messenger RNA, 2049 nt
Organism: Dovyalis caffra
Lineage: Eukaryota; Viridiplantae; Streptophyta; Magnoliopsida; Malpighiales; Salicaceae
Source: the annotation of a GenBank genome assembly
AUGGACCAACUUGUGAAGCAAAAGGAAUCAGCAAAAUUUAGAAAUUUGGUGACUGGUUUGUUAGUUUCUUUUUUACAGAUGGACAGGUCUGGAGGGAUGCAUGGCUUUGGUGGUGGUGAAAGAACUCCUCUUCUCAGUCGAGGAGUAAGCUUCCUUUAUUUUGUGUUUUCUUUUUCUUUGCCAUCUCUAGCUAGGGGAAGAAAGGGGAAUAAUGAUGCAUCUGAAAAUAAUCAGCUCGCGGACCUUGAGCGUGGAGAUGCAGUGGCAGCUGCAAAUGUGGGAUUUGGUCGAGUACUUUCACUUGCAAAGCCUGAUACGGGAAAGCUGAUUAUUGCUACGGUAGCUCUACUGAUUGGAUCCACAUCAAGUAUACUGAUUCCUAAAUUUGGUGGGAAGAUUAUAGACAUUGUGUCGGGAGAUUUAGAAACGCCUGAACUGAAAGCUGAAGCUUUACGUGCGGUCAACAACACCAUACUAGAAAUCUUUCUUAUUGUCAUAGUUGGUUCGGUUUGCACAGCACUCAGGGCUUGGUUGUUUUCUGCCACUAGUGAAAGGGUUGUUGCUCGGUUGAGAAAGAACUUAUUUAGUCACCUUAUUAACCAGGAGAUAGCCUUCUUUGAUGUAACUAGAACUGGAGAGCUACUAAGCAGGUUAUCUGAAGAUACCCAGAUCAUAAAAAAUGCUGCAACCACAAAUCUUUCUGAGGCCCUAAGAAAUGUGUCAACUGCACUUAUCGGUCUUGGCUUCAUGUUCGCAACAUCCUGGAAGCUGACUUUGUUGGCUUUGGUUGUUGUACCGGCUAUUUCUGUCGCUGUACGUCAAUUUGGCCGCUUCCUUCGUGAACUUUCUCACAAGACUCAAGCUGCAGCUGCAGCUGCUGCUUCAAUUGCUGAGGAAUCUUUUGGCGCUAUACGGACUGUCAGAUCUUUUGCACAAGAAGGUUAUGAGAUUUCACGCUAUUCUGAUAAAGUUGAUGAGACAUUAAAGCUUGGACUUAAGCAAGCUAAAGUGGUUGGACUCUUCUUUGGAGGUCUAAAUGCAGCAUCAACCCUCUCAGUGAUCAUAGUAGUGAUAUAUGGAGCUAAUUUGACAAUUACAGGGUCUAUGACCACUGGUGCUCUUACAUCCUUCAUUCUCUACAGCCUCACAGUUGGCGGCUCCAUAUCUGGCUUGUCGGGAUUGUACACGGUAGCAAUGAAAGCUGCGGGUGCCAGCAGGAGGGUUUUCCAGCUUCUUGAUCGUGUUUCAUCCAUGCCAAAGUCAGGAAAUAAGUGUCCUUUGGGUGAACAAGUUGGGGAUGUGGAAUUAGAUGAUGUCUGGUUUGCCUAUCCAUCCCGCCCCAACCAUAUGGUUCUCAAGGGAAUAACAUUGAAAUUGCAGCCUGGCUCAAAAGUUGCUCUUGUUGGCCCUAGUGGUGGAGGAAAAACCACAAUAGCAAACUUGAUUGAAAGGUUUUAUGACCCAAUUAAGGGAAAGAUUCUCUUAAAUGGGGUUCCUCUGGUAGAAAUUUCGCAUGAACAUCUACACAGAAAGAUCAGUAUAGUGAGCCAGGAGCCUGUUCUUUUCAACUGCUCUAUAGAGGAGAACAUAGCCUAUGGGUGUGAGGGUAAAGUCAGUAGCUUGGAUAUAGAAAAUGCAGCGAAAAUGGCCAAUGCACAUGAUUUCAUAUCAAAAUUCCCAGAUAAAUAUCAAACUUUCGUAGGAGAACGUGGGGUGAGACUUUCAGGAGGUCAGAAACAGAGAGUAGCAAUUGCCAGAGCCCUGCUGAUGGACCCCAGAAUUCUCCUCCUUGACGAAGCCACUAGUGCUUUGGAUGCUGAAAGUGAAUAUCUAGUGCAGGAUGCCAUGGAUUCUCUGAUGAAGGGAAGGACUGUUCUAGUUAUAGCCCACAGGCUAUCAACAGUUCAAAGUGCAGACACUGUGGCAGUUGUUUCUGAUGGUCAGAUAGUGGAGAAGGGCAGUCAUGAAGAGCUCCUUUGCAAGGAUGGGGUCUACACUGCGUUAGUGAAGAGACAACUACAAGGACCAACAACACAAAGUCUAGUUUAA